AUGCUAAAACUAAAACGAACUGAACGUAAUGGAAAACGUUUAUGGCCACAUGAGCAAUGGUCUGAACGAGAUUUAGUUAAUUAUCCACCAUAUAAACUUCGCGAAGUACUCAAUGCAGUUCGAUGGUAUUGUGUACCUGAAACAUGGUUUAAAUUUUGUUAUGAUAAAACUGAUGUUACCGGAUCCUAUAUGUUUUUCUAUGGUUUACUUAUUUAUGGUUUCAAUAAAGAACAUACUGUUUUGUGGUAUGAUUUUACUGAAUAUCUUAUUUUGGCUGCAGCUGUUAUUACUGUGGUUAAAAAACUUGGUCCAACAGUUGGUGAUGUUUUUCGAGAUUGGCAUCAAGAAGAAGUUGAUCGAUAUACUUCAGUUGUUAAUAAUUCCAAAGCAAUAGCUGGUAAAAUGUUACACGCUUAUGAAGAAUCAUUAGAGCAAGCUAAAAGUAUUGAUCGACUAAUUAAUAUAAAAAUGAAAAAAUUAAAUAUUCGUCAAUCUGGUAUUGGAACAUUAAUGAAAUAUCGUCCAUUUAUUUCAUCAGAUUCAAAAUAUGUAUUUACAAUUGGUGAUAAAUGUAUUUAUGUAUGGAUUGUUAAAACAGGUGAAUGUUUAAGAUUAAUUAAUAAUAAUUCAAAUUCAUCUGAUCAACAAUCAAUUAUUUCUAUGGCAAUUAAUCCAACCAAUCAACUUCAAUUAUGUGUUGGUGAACAAAAUGGUAAUAUCAAUAUUUGGAAUUAUGCCGCGCGGAUUCUUAUCCAUACAAUAAAAGUUGAAAUGGAAUUAGUUGAAUUAUAUUCGAUAUCAAAUAAUGUAUAUUCUCUUCAUCGAAUUGAAUCAAUUUGUCGUAACCAAAAAUGUUUACCUAUUGUUUUAUUUGAUAAACUUUCAUGUUUACCAACAUAUAUUUCAUUUGAUCAAAAAGGUGAAUUAUGUGUAUUUGUGAAUAAUGGUGGAACAAUUAUUUAUUUAUUUAUUAAAUAUAAUAAAUAA
Molecule: messenger RNA, 987 nt
Organism: Rotaria sordida
Lineage: Eukaryota; Metazoa; Rotifera; Eurotatoria; Philodinida; Philodinidae
Source: the annotation of a GenBank genome assembly